AUAUAGGCUACAUAUAUUGCACUUGAAAAGCAUCUGUUCAGUAAAGCUCCGUGAAAUUACUGACAAGUAACAAAAAACUGUGUCCGACACUUUUGGAGGUACCAUCAAACAAGAUCAAGUCAGAGUCAAGACUAUAAAACUUAUAAGGUCAUAAUUAUGAGUGUAUCUCGCCUGGCUUUACUUCUUGGACUGCUUCUAUGUAUUGAAGCUCAGCUGUCCAAUGGCCAGCACUGGUCUCAUGGUUGGUAUCCUGGAGGCAAGAGGGACCUGGACUCCUUUGGCACAUCAGAGAUUUCGGAGGAGAUCAAAUUAUGUGAGGGAGGGGAAUGCAGUUACUUGAGACCACAACGGAGUAUUCUCAAGGCCAUCCUUUUGGAUAUCUUAACCAGAGAGCUCCAGAAGAGAAAGUAACAGGCCUGUCUCUCCUUAUUCAUUUUGAUUUCAUUUAACGCAAUGUGAGCUGUUGACUUAAACAGAAAGAUUUGUGGCAUUCAGUGGUUAGUUAAUGGGUGUUCAAAACAUGAUUGAAAUAAAGAGUUUAUUUUGAUAUUA
Syngnathus typhle (broad-nosed pipefish) is the source of this 552-nucleotide messenger RNA. RefSeq names its product gonadotropin-releasing hormone 2 (gene gnrh2). Gene Ontology annotation, molecular function: hormone activity. Gene Ontology annotation, cellular component: extracellular region. Gene Ontology annotation, biological process: multicellular organism development. NCBI's taxonomy places the organism in Eukaryota, Metazoa, Chordata, Actinopteri, Syngnathiformes, Syngnathidae. The coding region runs from base 157 to 411 and encodes 84 amino acids. The record is from RefSeq and is a predicted model, not a curated record. The transcript has 4 exons.